AUGCCAGGACGUCAAUCUCAUGGCCGAAGCCUGCUGGGCAACUCGCAGGCCAAAGCUUCAAAACGACCGAACCAGAAAUCUAAAGCAAAAGCCCGAGCGCAUGCACUCGAUGCCUUCGCCAUCGCUGGGAAACAAGUCCAGCCGGACCGUAUGACCAGGCGCGGAAGAGACCUGGAGCUUGAUCCCGAGAAACACGCCAGAGGCAGCAAGCAUCGUCGAGACGAGGAUGACGAAGACGAUGACGAAGAGGACGAUGAGGACGAGGACGAAGGUCCGCGCAAGAAGCGUCCUCGACAAGCUGUGGCCGACGGUGACGACGAGGACGAAAGCGAUGGCGAGGAAAUAGAUGGUGGUAGUGACAGUGAGGGUAACGAGUGGCACGUGGGUGUCAAAUCGGAUGACGACGACUCAGAGAUUGAGAGCGACGAAGCCUUUGGCGAAAGCGACGACGAGAAAUUCGACGGAUAUGCAUUUGGAGGUGGUCGUGCGCAAAAGAAGAAGAAGAAGAAUAAGGGAGACGAAAGCUCUGACGAUGAAGAUGAAAAUGACGACGAUGGUGAAUCGCUGGGUUCGGAUGCUAUCGAUCUUGCGGAUGCGCUAGUCCAGUCCUCAGACGAUGAUGACGAGGAGGAGGGUUCUCAGGGCGAUACAGAGUCCGGAUCGGAGGAAGAAUACUCUGAAUCUGAGCCGGACGACGAUUUCGACGACGGUCAUGCCGAAGUAGAUCCAAAGAAGCUGGCCGAACUCCAGCAACUCUUCAAAGGCUAUGCAGGCUCGGACAACGAGAACACAGAAGCAGAUGCUGGGUCGCGCUCAACAAAGGCGAGCUUAUUACAAGGCCUCGGGCUCUUGGACACUAAGGAUCCUCUCAUGAAGAAACAACUGAAAUUAAUAAAGAAAGAGGAAAAAGCCGAGGCGGGCAAGAAGGGAACACCCAAGAAGCUUGAUGUACCGCUCGCUAGGCGACGACAAGACCAGCUAGACCGAAUCGCAGCCUACGAGCAAACGAACAAGACAUUAGACAGGUGGAACGAUACGGUCAAGCAGAACCGCCGGGCCGAUCACCUCAUGUUCCCGCUCCCGGACACUCUUGCCGAUGCUGGACUUGACAAUGGCGAACUUCUUCCCCUGACCAAGAAAACCGCUGGCACUGAGCUUGAGCAAGCAAUCAUGUCCAUUAUGGAGGAGUCUGGCCUCGGGCCCGGCGCGCAGUCAGAAAAGCAGCAGGAAAAGAAAAUCGACGCCAACGGCGAGGAGCAGACCAUCUCCCGUUCCGAGCUGAAAGAGCUCUGGGCUCAGCGCCGUAAGGACCGUGAACUCCAAUCUCGUGAGCAGAAGCGCGCAAAGCGCAUCAAGAAGAUCAAGUCCAAAACAUACCGCAGAGUUCACCGCAAGGAGCGACUGGGCGAGGAAGCUAAAUUGCAUGAGGAGAUGAAGGCUAGCGGGGAGAUUGAUUCGGAAGAUGAGCGCGAAGCUGCCGCGCGGCGGCGCGCUCUGGAGAGAGUGGGCGCAAAGCACAAGGACAGUAAAUGGGCCAAGAUGGGUUCCAAGGUCGGUCGCGCUGCAUGGGAUGAUGACUAUCGGGCGGGUCUUACAGACAUGGCCAGGAGAGACGAGGAGUUGAGAAAGAGAGUCGAAGGGAGGACUCAUGCGGGCGAAGGUGACGAAAACGAUUCAGAUGCAACAUCAUCAUCAGGGGACGAGGAUGGAAAUUCCAGGUUACUCAAGGAGCUCGAUGGAGAAGACGACGAGGACGAAGACACCGGUCCAUACGCCAAUCUCAUGAAGCUCAAGUUCAUGCAGAGAGCCGAGGCCACGCGCAGACAGGAAAAUGACGGUCUUGUUGCGGAAAUCCGUCGUGGUCUUGAAUCUGGAUCAGAACAGGAGGAUGACAGUGACGCUGAAGUUCAGGUGGGGCGACGGUCAUACGGCGUGCCAGAACAGAAGAAGCGCUUGCAGCGAGAGGUAUCCUCGAUCAGCAACGGUGCAAAGAACAAGCCUUCAAAAGGCGGACUCUCGAGCACUAACGCACACACCACAUCUGCAACAGAUUCCAACGAUGCAUCGUCAGUACCGGGGGUACCAGACGCAUGGUCGGGCGGAAAAGCGGCUGUUGAGAGGAAGAAAAAGAAAAGCACAGCCGACAGGCUAGGGGAUCAGUUGGACAUCAGUAACGUUGUUGGCCAGCCGACUACCGAUCUGCUGAAGUCAUCUAAGGCCAAGACUGCGUCCAGAGCCGCAAACGCAGGUGUUGGAGCCAUAGAUGACUCCUCAGACGAUGAGUUCCACCAUCCUCUCGCGGUCCGGGACCAGACGCUGGCCAGCCGUGCGUUUGCAGGCGACGAAGUCGUGGUUGAGUUCGAAGCAGAAAAAGAAGCCGUUAUGUCAGAGGAUGAUGAAAAGAUGGUCGAUAAUACCAUGCCAGGCUGGGGAAGCUGGGCCGGAGAGGGCAUCAGCAAACGGGCUAUGAAGCGCAACAAGGGCAAGGUUAUGACCAAGAAAGAAGGCAUCAAGAGGAAGGACCGGAAGGACGCAAAACUGGAGCGAGUCAUCAUUAACGAGAAGAGGAAUCGCAAGAACGAGAAAUUCCUCGCCUCGCAACUUCCGCACCCCUUCGAGUCCAGACAGCAGUACGAGCGGUCUCUCCGCCUCCCCGUUGGACCCGAAUGGAUGACGAAGGAAUCGUUCCAGACGUCAACGAAGCCUAGGGUCAUCGUGAAGCAAGGAAUCAUCGCGCCUAUGGCAAAGCCGACAGUUUGA
Molecule: messenger RNA, 2760 nt
Organism: Diaporthe amygdali
Lineage: Eukaryota; Fungi; Ascomycota; Sordariomycetes; Diaporthales; Diaporthaceae
Exons: 2
Coding region: 1-2760 (919 amino acids)
Biological process (GO): rRNA processing
Cellular component (GO): small-subunit processome; nucleolus
Source: RefSeq, a predicted model, not a curated record